UCACCUCUUCGCCACAGCCGACAAGGGUUUGCUGCCCGACGUUUAUGUUCAUCUUAUGCUAAGGGUGGCAUAAAUGACGGGUGUAAUCAUGGAAGAUAUAUAUUGGGACAAUUUUCUCGCAUCAGAUGAAGCUAUACGAGUUUAGAGGAGAGCCACUACGUGUGUCUCCCUCUCUCUCACACCGAGCCCCCUCCUCCUCCGCUGGCAAUUUAUAAAGAACAAAAAAUUCGACUAGGGAGGGGGUUGAUACGCCGAAGCUGAAAUCGAGAGGCGAACCCAGGAAAGGAGUAUAUUGUACACGCGACUUUCCCCCCCUUCGUCCCCCAAAAGGAGGGGGAAAAGUCAGAAUUGUGGAAUCGAAAAGGAAAAUAAGGUUCAAAAGACGUGAAAACGUCUUCCGUGGUGGAUACCGUAUAUCUUUUUAAUUCGAAAAAAUAUGGCCGAGAACGUUCUGGACUCUGGCCCGCCUUCAGCCAAGAGGCCUAAACUAUCCUCUCCGGCACUGUCUGUCUCCGCCAGCGAUGGAAACGAUUUCGGCUCGUUGUUUGACCUGGAGCAUGACCUCCCGGACGAGCUUAUCAACUCCUCAGAGUUGGGCCUGGUCAACGGUGGGGACCUCAGCCAACUGCACACCAGCCUGGGAGGUGGGAUGGGCCCAGGGGGAGGGGGUGGCCAGGACGCGGUGGCCAAGCACAAGCAGCUCUCCGAGCUCCUUCGAUCAGGCGCUCCACACGCCUCCACCCAGCAGGGCGCAGUGGGCAGCACAGGCGGGGCCAGCAUGGGCCACCUGGGAAACAUGAAGGUGUCCCCUGGGCCCCAGGGCAUGGGCCAGCAGCAACACCUCUCAUCUCAGCAGCAGGCCAGCAUGAUGCAGCAGCAGGUGGGGAUGGUGGGCAGCAUGAAUCGGGGAAUGAUGGGGGCCCAGAAGGGCAACGGACAGCAGCAGCAAUCCAUGAUGGGUGGGCAGGUGAUGAACGGAUCCCCCAGGAUGGGCUUCUUGAACCAGGGGAUUGGGGGGAACAGUAACCUGCUGGCUGAGACUCUGCAGCAGCAACAACAGCAGCAGGGGGCUGGUGGACAGGCUGGACUCAGAGUACAACAACCUGGAGCAAUGAACAAGAUGGGUAUGAUGGGUAACCCGGGCUCCUAUGGAGGCCCCUAUGGAGGGCAGCAGGCAGGCCUGGGGGGAGCAGGGCUGGGCCCUCCGCUCCAGAACAAAGGCUCCAUGCCCAACAGCCUGGCCCAGUUCAGCAUGGACAAGAAGAGCCAGCCCAUGCAGGGCAUGUCUGCCAUGGCCUCCCAGCAGUCCGCUGCAGGUGUGGGCGGUGGAGCCGGAGGCACUGCAGGGAUGGUCCCCAACGCCCAGGGAGGCCUAGGGCCCGCCGUGUCUGUAGCCGCAGCUGCCGGGGCGCCCCCUACGGCCGACCCUGAGAAGCGCAAGCUUAUCCAGCAGCAACUAGUGCUCCUGCUACAUGCACACAAGUGCCAGCGGCGGGAGCAAGCCAACGGGGAGGUGCGCCAGUGCAACCUGCCACACUGCCGCACCAUGAAGAACGUCCUCAACCACAUGACCCACUGCCAGGCCGGCAAGUCUUGCCAAGUGGCUCACUGUGCUUCAUCCAGACAGAUCAUCUCUCACUGGAAGAACUGUACACGGCACGACUGUCCGGUCUGCCUGCCACUCAAGAACGCUGGGGACAAGAGGAACCAGCAGUCUCUGCUAGGGGGUGCUGGUGUAGGCCUGGGUAGUUCCCUGGGCUCAGUGCCCGGAGGCCAGCCCAGCACCCCAAACCUCAACCCCCCCAGCCAGAUCGACCCCAGCUCCAUCGAGAGGGCCUACGCUGCCUUGGGCCUCACUUACCAGGGCCUGCAGAGCCAGCCCAACCAGGCUUCUCUGCCCUCACAGGGCCUGCAGAGCCAACCGGGCAUGAGGCCGCUCAAUCCCAUGGGGGGUAACCCGAUGGGAGUGAAUGGAGGUGUGGGUGUUUCACCCCAGAACCAGCAGGCCAGCCUGCUACAGGACACCAUGCUACACCUCAACAUGAACUCCCAGGGUCUGAUGAGUGAUGCGGGCGGGGCGGGUAACAUGGGAUGCAUGCCCACGGCGACCCCACCCUCUGCAGCGGGCAUGAGGAAGAGCUGGCACGAGGACAUCACCCAGGACCUGAGGAACCACUUGGUGCACAAACUGGUACAAGCCAUCUUCCCGACCCCAGACCCUGCUGCUCUGAAGGACAGGCGGAUGGAGAACCUAGUGGCGUAUGCUAGGAAGGUGGAGGGGGACAUGUACGAGUCUGCCAACAGCAGGGCGGAAUACUACCACCUGUUGGCUGAGAAGAUCUAUAAGAUCCAGAAGGAGUUGGAGGAGAAGAGGCGGACGCGGCUCCAGAAGCAGGAUGGUCCCCUCCCUGACCACUCUCUGGUGCGGCCCGGUGGACCCAACCAGAUGGUUAAUAGGAUGCAGAACCCUGCAGGUAUGAACCAGUUCAACCAGAUGGGGAUGCAGUCUAUGGGUCAGAGGUUGACUCCUCCUCUACCCCUCACACCCAUCAACCAGAUGGGCAUGGGGAACCCCAGGAUGAGCCAGCCCAAUGUGGGCCAGAACCAAUACCUGCCCCAGGGACAGUUCCCAGGCUCCGGUCCAGGCCUCGGCACUGGUCAGCCUGGCAUGGCACAGCCUGGCAUGAACCAGCAAGGCAACCAGGGAGGCAUGGUACAGGUGAGAGAGACUCAGAUACCCAUUCCUUCCCCUCUCCCCGUCAACAGCCCUCUAGCCGGGCCCGGCUCGGUCGGCGGGGGUAGUGGCGUCCCCUCGGUGGGGCCCAUGGGUCCCCAGAGUGUGGGUGGAGGCCCCUUGUCCAACCUGCCCCUGUCCAACAACCCCCAGCAGCCCAACUCCAUCCCCCACCUCGCGGCCAUGCGCCAGAGCUCGCCCUCCCCCGCCCGCAGUCUUACCCCCACACCCCACCAAACGCCACCCAGGCUAGCGGGCUCACAGACCCCCCAGCCCCACACCCCCAACCCGUCUCAGCUGGCCCCCCCAGGCCCUCAGCAGCAGCUAGGGCCCGGCAGCCAGGGGCCAGGCUCUAACAAGCCCAUGCAGCAGGGGAUGGGGGCGGGGUCCACCACCCCAUCACACCCUGGUCACCCCUCCACAACCCCCAACCCACAUGGAGGCCAGCUCCCUCGCACGCCUCGCACUCCGAUGUCCCAGAAGGGGGGCUUCCAGCCCCAGGACGGUCAGGCUCUAACCCCAGCGUCAGUCAGCAGUGUGGACACAGCCUCCCAGCAGGCCUCUCAUUCGGAUGCCUCGGCCUCCGUGGACCCCAAGACGGAGGUCAAGCAGCAGCAGGAUGAGGAGGACGAGGGGGAGGAAGGCUGCUCCAAGGGAGGGAAGUUAUCCAACGUCAAGAUGGAGAACAAACCCAUCAAAAUGGAGGGGGUGAAGAAAGAGGAGUGUGGGGGCAAAGGUGUUCCCAUGGAAACGUCAUCAUUGGUGGGGGUAAAGAGUGAAGACAGAGUGAAGACUGAAGACCGGAAGCCGGAGGUGAAGAAGGAGCCAAAAGAGGAAGAGAAGGGAUCCGAGUCCCCUGGUACACCGUCUGGUGCCCAGAACAAGAGGAAGAUCUUUAAGCCAGAGGAGCUGCGCCAGGCCCUCAUACCCACCCUGGAAUCUCUAUACAGACAGGACCCAGAGUCUCUGCCCUUCAGACAGCCUGUCGACCCUCACCUACUGGGCAUACCUGACUACUUUGACAUAGUGAAGACCCCCAUGGACCUGUCCACUAUAAAGCGGAAGCUUGACACGGGUCAGUACCAGGAACCCUGGCAGUAUGUGGACGACAUCUGGGUCAUGUUAAACAAUGCCUGGCUAUACAACCGCAAGACGUCCCGCGUCUACAAGUACUGCUCCAAGCUGGCUGAGGUGUUCGAGGCUGAGAUAGACCCCGUCAUGGUCAACCUGGGCUACUGCUGUGGCCGGAAGUUGGAGUUUUCUCCCCAGACGUUGUGCUGCUAUGGGAAGCAGCUGUGCACUAUACCCCGGGACGCUGCCUACUUCAGCUACCAGAACAGUUCACCAAAAUUUGGGCUUCUUGCUGACAGGUACCACUUCUGUGAGAAGUGCUUCAACGAAAUCCAGGGGGACAACGUGUCCCUAGGAGACGACCCCUCCCAGCCUCCGACUUCCAUCGGUAAAGAUCAGUUUGAGAAGAAGAAGAAUGACACAUUGGACCCUGAAUUGCUUGUGGAAUGUAUGGACUGUGGACGUAAGAUGCACCAGAUCUGUGUCCUGCACAACGACACGAUCUGGCCGUUAGGUUUUAAUUGUGAUGGCUGCUUAAAGAAGUUGAAUAAGACACGUAGAGAGAACAAGUAUGCCGCCAAAAGGUUGCCCCACACUAAGCUGGGCUGUUAUUUGGAGACGAGGGUGAAUGACUUCCUGAAACGUCAGAGCCACCCUGAGUCGGGUGACGUCACCAUCCGAGUCGUCCACGUCUCUGACAAGGUGGUGGAGGUCAAACCAGGCAUGAAGUCCAGGUUUGUGGACACUGGGGAGAUGUGUGAGUCGUUCCCAUAUAGAACGAAAGCCCUGUUUGCCUUUGAGGACAUCGAUGGCGCUGACGUCUGCUUUUUCGGCAUGCAUGUACAGGAGUAUGGCUCGGACUGCCCUCCUCCCAAUCAGAGACGAGUGUACAUCUCGUACCUGGACAGUGUUCACUUCUUCCAGCCUCGUUCUCUGAGGACGGGCGUCUACCAUGAGAUUCUCAUUGGCUACCUGGAGUAUGUCAAGAAGCUGGGGUACACGACGGGUCACAUCUGGGCGUGCCCACCUAGUGAAGGGGACGACUACAUUUUCCACUGUCACCCUAUGGACCAGAAGAUCCCCAAGCCCAAGAGGCUACAGGAGUGGUAUAGGAAGAUGUUGGACAAGGCUGUGGCGGAGCGCAUAGUGCAUGACUUCAAGGACAUCUUCAAGCAGGCCACGGAGGACCGUCUGACCAGUGCCAAGGAGCUGCCGUACUUUGAGGGGGACUUCUGGCCCAACGUGCUAGAGGAAAGCAUCAAGGAGCUGGAGCAGGAGGAGGAGGAGAGGAAGAGAGAGGAAAACAGUACUUCCAACGAGAGCGUAGAUGCCACGAAGGGCGACAGCAAGAACGCCAAGAAGAAGAACAGCAAGAAGACUUCUAAGAAUAAGAGCAGUAUGAGCCGAGCCAAUAAGAAGAAGCCAGGCUUGCCCAACGUGUCCAAUGACCUCUCUCAGAAACUCUACGCCAGCAUGGAGAAGCACAAAGAGGUAUUCUUUGUGAUCCGUCUGAUCGCAGCACCCAUGUCCAACACGCUGGGCCCCAUUACGGACCCCGACGGCCUCAUGGCCUGCGACCUGAUGGAUGGGCGCGACGCCUUCCUCACCCUGGCCCGGGACAAACACUUGGAGUUCAGCUCGCUGCGCAGGUCCAAGUGGAGCUCCAUGUGCAUGCUGGUGGAGCUCCACAACCAGAGCCAGGACCGCUUCGUCUACACCUGCAAUGAGUGCAAGGGCCAUGUGGAGACACGCUACCACUGCACCGUCUGCGAGGACUAUGACCUGUGCAUCACCUGCUACAAUACUAAGGGCCACAUCCACAAGAUGGAGAAGCUGGGUCUGGGCCUGGACGACGAGAGCAACAACGCAGCCUCCUCGUCCAUUGCCAACCCCGGGGACUCGCGGCGCCUCAGCAUCCAGCGCUGCAUCCAGUCUCUGGUCCACGCCUGCCAGUGUCGCAAUGCCAACUGCAGCCUGCCGUCCUGCCAGAAGAUGAAGCGCGUGGUGCAGCACACCAAAGGUUGCAAGCGCAAGACCAACGGCGGCUGCCCCAUCUGCAAGCAGCUCAUCGCUCUCUGCUGCUACCAUGCCAAGCACUGCCAGGAGAACAAGUGUCCCGUACCGUUCUGUCUGAACAUCAAGCACAAGCUGAGGCAGCAGCAGCUCCAGCAUCGGCUACAGCAGGCCCAGAUGCUGCGGAGGAGGAUGGCCAGCAUGCAGAGGGUGGGUCAGCCACCUCCGGGACCGGGGGGAAACGGUGGACUACCAUCUCCGGGAAACAACGGCACCACAGGGCCCAGCACCCCCAUGUCUGUGGGCACGCAGCCCCCCACGCCUCAGACCCCCACCCAGGGGAACAUGCCCCAGCAGGGGAUGGGCCAGGGCCCCCCAGGGCAGCAGCAGGGCAGCAUGCCCCAGCAGCACCACAUGCAGCACCAGUUCCAGCAGCAGAUGCAGCUGCAGCAGCAGGGGGGAGGGGGAAUGAUUAACUCUCCUCAGCAGCAACAGAUGGUCCAACAACAGCUCCAACAGCAGCAACAGGGCCAGUCUCCAAAUGUCCAGCAGAUGCAGCACCCAGGAGGUCUGCCCCCCUACACCCCCAGACCUCCAGGAGCCUCGCCCCUCCACCAGUCACUGGGUAAACCUGGUCUGGGCCCAGCUACCCCUCCACAGCAGCAGACCAACCCUAGCCAGGGUUCCAUGCCCCAGGGGCAGCAGGGGCCUCCUCCAGCAGCGGUGGAGAUAGCGUUGAAGAUCCAGCGUGUGGCAGAGACCCAGCGUCAGAUGGCCCAGGCCCAGAUCCUCCAGAGGCAGCAGGCGGCCCAGGGUGGAGGCAUGAUCCCCCCUCACCACCAGAACCCCCAGGCCCAGAUGCAGAGCAUGGCCCACCCAGGAGCAGGCAUGGUAGGGCCCCAGGGCCAGGGUCUGGCAGGGAGGACCCUGAUGGAGCAGCAGGGGAUGGUGGUGGGGCCAGGAGGCAUGCAGCAGCAGUCCCAGAUCCCCCCUCAGGUUCAGCUCCAGCAGCAGGCCCGACUUCAGAACCCCAACCAACAGCAGUGGGGAGGCCCUGGUGGGAUGACUCCCCAGCAGAGGCAAGGCAUGAUGGGACAGAUGGGUCACCUGACACUGCAGCAACAGCAGCAGCUUGCCCAGCAACAGCAGCAGCGGCAGCUCGCCCAGCAACAACAACAACAACAACAACAACAGCAGCAGCAGCAACAACAGCAAGGUCAGCCCCAGCAACAACAGCAGGCAGGGCAAGGGGGGUUAAUGGGGUUGAUGGGAGUUCAAGGUGGCGUGGCUGGGGCGGCGGCGGCAAUGGUGGGGACAGGGAACCUCCCCCAGGCAGCUCUACAGGACCUCCUGCGUACUCUCCGCUCUCCCAGCUCCCCCGGCCAGCAGCAACAGGUCCUCAACAUCCUCCGCUCCAACCCCCUCCUCAUGGCUGCCUUCAUCAAGCAGCGAGCCGCCCGAUACCAGGGAGGUCCAGGGGUGCCUGGGGCACCGGGAGGAGGCCCAGGAGGGGGGCCUGGAGGUGUGCGGUUCCAGGGGGCCCCUGGUGGGGUAGGAGUUGGGCCUGGUGGUAACCAGGUUGUUAUGGAGGGUCAGCAGGUCAACGUAAAUCCUGGAGCGGCCCAGGCAGCUAUGAACAUGGGCCAGGGAGGAGGAAAUAUACCCACUAUGGCUCAGCUACAGCAGUUGCAGCAGCAGCAACUGCAGCAGCAACUGCAACAACAGCAGCAGCAACAACAACAACAACAGCAGCAGCAGCAGCAACAACAGCAGCAGCAGCAGCAGCAACAGCUGCAGCGCCCCCUCUUGCCUGGGAGUUUGCAGCAACAGCAGCAAAUGGCAGCGCAACAACCGCAGCAACAACAAGGCGGGAUGCCAGGCCAAGGCACCCAAAUGUCCAACAUGACUCCCCAGUUCAGAGAGAUUCUGAUGCGAAGGCACCUGCAGCAGCAGCAACAACAACAACAGAUGAGUAACAAUGGUCAGUUCCAGCAGCCCCCCCAACAGCAGGGUCAGGGCCAGCAGAGCUUCAUGCAGCAAGGCCAGCCUGGUCAACCUGGCCAGACCCAGUCUGUGGGAGGAGGGCCGCAGCAGGGGGGGGGGCAGGGGCCCCAACCGGGUCCCGGGCAGAGCCAGCAAGGGCAGGGCUACCCUGGAACCAUGUCCCAGCAGGUAGCCACAGCCCUGCAACAGAGGCUGCAGCACCAGAUGCAGAUGCAGCAGAUGCAGCAACAGGAUGGUGGGGGUGCGGGGCCUGGGCAGCUCCAACAGGGGCAGCAGGGUCCCCAACAAGGCCAAGGUGGUCCCCCCCAGCCCCAGUCCUCCCAUGCCAUUCUCCAGCAGGCCCUCCACCAGAGACUCCUCCAGCAGCAGCACCUAGGAGGGGGCUCGCCUGCCCAGCACGGCAGUCCUAUGAGCCCCCAGCAGCAGAUGGCCCAGUCCCCACACCCCCACCUCCAGGGCCAGGCUCUGGGCAGUCAAUCUCUCAGUAACCAGGUGCGUUCUCCUCAGCCUUCCCCUCGGCCACAGUCCCAGCCACCCCACUCCAGCCCCUCGCCACGCAUGCAGCCCCAGCCCUCCCCUCACCGCAUCUCCCCCCAGACCCAGACAGGCUCCCCACACCCAGGUCACCUCUCCCAGCACCACCCUGGCAUGGUUGCCUCCCAAAACCCACAACAACAAUUGUCACAGCAACAACAACAGACUAACUCUGGGGACCCGGGUACAUUUGGUUCGGACCCAAGUGCUAUGAUGUCCCAGAUAAGUGGGAUGGGGGGUUUGCAUGGCCCAGGGCAAUCGGACAUGUUGGGUAAUAACAACCAGGACCUGGGGACGAACAUUAACCACAACAGUUUAGACAUUAUGUAACCUACUACCACGUCUGUCUCAGUGGUCUGAAGAACUGCCUUCAUGGGUCUUGCUGGGAUUGAAUGGAAGGGGGAUGGCAGUUUUAAAAGGUAUUUUUAUUUAAUAUUUUUCUGAUGUAUAAAUGAAAAGAACUUAACUUCCUAUGGGAGAUGCAACAUUUUAAAUCUACAAGUCAAUAAAUGAAUAAAUUAAACGAA
Molecule: messenger RNA, 8883 nt
Organism: Oncorhynchus kisutch (coho salmon)
Lineage: Eukaryota; Metazoa; Chordata; Actinopteri; Salmoniformes; Salmonidae
Product: histone acetyltransferase p300
Exons: 29
Coding region: 437-8686 (2749 amino acids)
Biological process (GO): positive regulation of transcription by RNA polymerase II
Cellular component (GO): nucleus; histone acetyltransferase complex; transcription regulator complex
Molecular function (GO): chromatin DNA binding; zinc ion binding; transcription coactivator activity
Source: RefSeq, a predicted model, not a curated record